GGCGUCUCCUCGUGUAUAGGUGAACUUGCGAUGAGAUAUUUCCCACCCUUUUCUCUCGCCUCCGAUUCCGUCCCCCUUGCUUCCCGGUGCCGUUCACUCCAUCGCCGCUGCUCCGUCACGAGGUGGGUGGCUAUCCGUUGCCGCCUCUUCUGGUGAGUCGGUCUUUUCCAGUCAAGAACAUGCAAUUGGUGUCAGCUGUUGUUUUCUAUGACUCCAUCUCAGGAUGAUUCUUUCCCUUGGUUGGGGUGUUGUUCUGAGGUUGUUCAGCGAUAUGCUUUCUGUUUUCUGCUUCUCUUUUCUCAGUUGGUGUGAGUUUGGUUGUGGCGUUAGUGAUCUAAGGUAUGAAGUUGUAGUUUUACUGUUCUGUUCUUGUUCUCUGGUUGUGUUCUCUGUUGUUCUUGUCUUUGAUGGGAGAAAAGGACUACUUCUGGAACGAGAACAAAAGGCUUCUUUUCUGAUCAGGUUGUUUCUUAGUUCAAGAUGCGAGUUUUAAGGUUAAAUGAGAGUUUUAAGAAUUUUGAUGAUAUGGAUAUGUAGAAACAUAGAACAGGCAGAGGAGAAGAGAAAGAUAAAUUAGAAAGUUUGUAAGGGAAAGUAAUAUUCCAUCCCGUCUCCUCUUUCCUUCCAAAGCAUUGCUGACAAAGAACACACCACAAUACUCGGAUUGUCGUAUAUCUUUUCACUGGAUAGGAUGAUCGUUUGAGCCUAUCAGCACAGAUUUUGCAUUUUAAGGAAGGCAUUUAGUGAUUCAUAUGCAGCCGAGAGGAGUCAUAAAGUUCAUUUAAGAGAAAGACUUGGUUUUGUUGUAUAUCUGUAGGGAUGCAAGGCAUGAACAUAAACACUGUCAGAGGCAAUAAAAUCUCUCUUGCUCUUAUUAUUCUCAUAUGUACAACUCUUGUAAUCUGGGCAUGCAAUAAAGUUGCAAUACUUGGUAUUCCUCAUGGACAGCUUGAUAUUCUUUCUCCUGUGGUUCCUCUCAGGCGUUCCAUGAACUCAACGGAUGGUCCAAAUCAGCACCAAUCUGCAGAUGAAGACUUAUCUGUUGUAGAAAAGGUGGAAAUUAACCCAUCUAAAGAAACAAAACCUAUUCUUAGUCUUUCACCAAUUGGUUCUCCGGCAAGAAACUUAUCUAGAGAGGGAGGAUUGGAUACUGAACGUAAAACGAUACCUUUGAUGAAUGUCUGUAAUUAUGCAAAGGGGAAGUGGGUUGCAGACAACAGGAGACCUUUAUAUUCUGGUCAUGGAUGCAAGCAAUGGCUGUCACCCAUGUGGGCAUGCAGGUUGAUGAAACGUACUGAUUUCUCCUAUGAGAGUUUUCGAUGGCAACCACAAGGUUGUGAGAUGCCCGAAUUUUCUGGAAGCAAAUUCCUAAAAAGAAUGCAGAACAGAACAAUUGCUCUGGUAGGGGAUUCUUUGGGAAGACAACAAUUUCAAUCGCUGAUGUGCAUGAUCACUGGUGGGAGAAAAAAUCCCAGAGUAAAAGAUGUCGGAAAGGAGUAUGGAUUUACUAAAGCGCGCAACGCCAUCAGACCCAGUGGUUGGGCUUAUCGGUUUCCAGAAACCAAUACCACUAUUUUGUAUCACUGGUCUGCAAGUUUAUGUGAAUUGGAGCCUCUGAAUGUUUCAGAUCCAGCUACCAAUUACGCUAUGCAUCUUGACCGACCUGCAAAUUUUUUGAGGAAGUAUCUUCAUCGGUUUGAUGUGCUCGUACUCAACACCGGACACCACUGGAACAGAGAGAAGUUUAGAGCUAAUGGAUGGGAGAUGUACGUUGAUGGAAAGAAAAAUACUAAAGCAAAGCUUGCAGCGAUGGGAGAUGCGAAAAAUCUGACCAUCCACAAUGUUAUCAAGUGGCUCGAUUCACGACUUCCACAUCUUCCACAUCUAAAGGCUUUUCUAAGGGCAUCAUCUCCCAGGCAUUUUGUCAAUGGAGAAUGGAAUUCCGGGGGAAGCUGCGAUAACACUGUUCCAUUGUCUGUGGGGAGUGAGGUUUCACAGGAUGGUUCCGGUGACCCUGUUGCUGAGGCCGCAGUGAGAGGAACAGAAGUAAAACUUUUGGACAUCACUGCAUUGUCACUGUUGAGAGACGAGGGACACAUAUCCAGGUACGGUAUAAAAGCCUCGCAAGGUAGGCAUGAUUGCUUGCACUGGUGCCUUCCAGGUGUUCCUGAUACGUGGAAUGAAAUACUUUAUUCACAGAUAUAGGCUGAUGUUUCUCAACCCAAUUGUAGCUGUAGGUAACCCAUGAUAACAUGCAUCAUUAGGCAGGAAGGCUGUAAUUUCAUGACCUAUGUUAUGGAAGCUUGUUUUUUCUUUCAUUAUAUUUUAUUUUUGUAGAGA
This is a messenger RNA of Musa acuminata AAA Group (dessert banana), 2340 nucleotides long. Its product is annotated as protein trichome birefringence-like 16. NCBI's taxonomy places the organism in Eukaryota, Viridiplantae, Streptophyta, Magnoliopsida, Zingiberales, Musaceae. The coding region runs from base 820 to 2205 and encodes 461 amino acids. Gene Ontology annotation, cellular component: Golgi apparatus. The transcript has 7 exons. Gene Ontology annotation, biological process: carbohydrate metabolic process. Gene Ontology annotation, molecular function: acetyltransferase activity. The record is from RefSeq and is a predicted model, not a curated record.